AUGGAUGAAAAUAUGCCUUGUGUAAAAAUUAAAUUAUGUGAGAAGAACCACCCAAAGCUAAUAGAAGCCGUAAGACACGUUAAACGCGCCAAAAAGUGUGUUCUUAUAACGGGAGCGGGAAUUUCAUGUAGUGGUGGUAUACCUGACUUUCGCUCGUCUGAUGGGCUCUACAAUCUAAUUGCUUCUAAAUACCCAGGCACAUUUUCCAAAGGCAAAGACCUCUUUGACGCCAAUCUCCUCCAUUCAGACACCUCUCGUCGUGGUUUCUACGAGUUCAUGGGUCUCUUAAAAGAGUUUAUACUAAACGCUCAUCCGACAGCGACACACCUCUUUAUGAAAAAACUUCAUGACGUAGGAAAACUCGUCCGAGUUUAUACCCAGAACAUCGACAAUUUAGAAGAGUGCGUAGGAUUAAACGUCAAAUGGAUGGUCAAUUCAAAGUGUGCAAAGGUAGUGCAGUUGCAUGGGACCAUGCAAAUGGUAAAGUGUACUUAUUGCACAGAGAGUUUCCCGUUUACGGAAGAAUAUUGCGAAGUUUAUAAGCAGGGUGGAGCGCCUAGCUGUCCUGCCUGUGAAGCAAGAGAAGAAACUCGACGAAAACAAGGCAAACGACGACACGCCGUGGGUCUCCUUAAACCCAGUAUCCUCCUUUACGGUGAUUCACAUCCAUUAGGCAUACAAAUAGGCCAGCUUGCAGCAAAAGAUGAAGAACGCCUCGACUGCUUGAUAAUUCUCGGCACAUCUCUCCGAAUACCUGGAGUCAAAGCAUUAAUAAGACGGUUCGCCAGAGCGGUUCACGCCCGAAAUGGAAAAGUUAUUCUCGUCAAUGCCACUGAUGUCGCGAAAAAAGAAUGGGAUGGGAUUAUCGAUUACGAAGUCGUAGGAACAAGUGAUGAAUGGGUUGCCUUGGUUGAGAAGGAGUUGGAGAAGAAAGAAAGUACGCGUAUGAAAAAGCUGAAUGAGCGAAGAAAGGAACGGGAGAUGAAAGGCGGAAGAAGAAGAAAGGAAAGACUUGGUGUGAGAAGCAUAUUGAAUGCGAGAAGGAAGAAGGGGAUCAAUAGUGAUAUGAAAAAAGGACGUUUCGAAGCGCUGAAGUUAAAUAGUGGAAAUAGAAAGAGAUUCCACAAGAAAUCAAUGCGCGUGCGAGUGCAGGAUGACGAGAGUGAAAACGCUUGUUCGAGCAGUUCCGUUUAUGAUUCGGUGGAUACUGUUGAAACUGACGAUUUAUCAGACGCCAAGACUAUAAUGUCAGAAGAUGACGAGCGUAAGCUUGAAGUCAGAGUGAACGUUGAAGUUAUGAGCAGAUUAACUGACACUUCUAGUCUCAGUGAGUUGUCUGAUGUAUCCGAUAGCGAGUUAUCGGAUACCGAGUCUUGUAGUGAAAUGGGUCGAGUGAUUGUGGAGAUUGAAGAGAAUAGAAACAUCAUGUAUCUGAGUGAAAAGAGAUGUGUGAAAAGUUGUAUGGGAAUGGCAAACAGCAAUCCGAUUGGGAGCUGUGUGCAAUCUGAUGAAGAGACAGAUGCGAAGUCUAGUGAUGGGGAAGUAAAACGUUAUAAUGGUCGUGGGCGUAAAAGGAAAGCCAUCGGGCUGUUGAAAGAACAGUUUAAAGUUGUUAAAAAAGUUACGAUGAUUGAGAGCGAAAAGAGAGAGAUUGGAAAUCCGAGGCGGUCUGCUCGAUUGCUUUUGAGAAGAGGAAAUCAGCAGUUGGCAUGUCAAGCCGGUCUGGAGAUACUGAAGCAAGGCGGAAACGCUGCGGAUGCAGCCGUUGCAGUGGCUGCUGCAUUAAAUGUGACUGAACCUGCGUCCACCGGAAUUGGGGGCGAUUGCUUUUGUUUGUAUUAUGAUGCAACAACAAAACGUGUCAAUGCACUAAACGGAUCGGGAAGAUCUCCCAAGAAUCUAACGCUAUCCCACGUCCGAAAGUCCAUUUCUGAUCAAAAAGCUUGUCACAUACCAUUCACCAACAUUAAUGCGGUAACUGUUCCGGGUGCGGCUGCGGGUUGGGUGGAUACGAUCGAAUGGUUCGGAAGCGGGCGGGUGAGUUUGGCAGAUGCAUUACGUCCGGCGAUUGAGCUGGCGGAACAUGGGUUUGGAGUCGCAGAGAUUAGUGCCAAGAUGUGGCAAGAAAACGAACAUCUUUUGCGCACAUGUUCUGCUCACGGAGUCGACAUGCUUCUUGACGGACGUGCUCCUCGUACUGGAGAAAUCAUGCGGAUGCCCAAAUUGGCGAGGACUUUUCGCGAGCUCGCCGAGAAGGGAAAAGACGGGUUUUACAAAGGCCGAAUAGCUGAAGCUAUAGUCGAACUAAUCCAGUCUAAAGGCGGUGUCAUGACGUUAGAGGAUCUUGCAGCGCAUACCUCAACACGAGUUGAGCCCAUUAGCAUUGAUUAUAAAGGCGUCAGAGUGUGGGAGUGUCCUCCGAACGGCCAAGGUCUUACUGCUCUCAUGGCUCUUGGCAUUCUCUCUGAACUCCAAUCCAAAGGAAAGAUUCCACCUCUUACUGAAAUGAGGCAUAACUCGGGAGAAUACCUUCACGCUAUAAUCGAAAGUCUACGGCUAGCAUUUGCCGACACUAGAUAUUAUGUGAGUGAUCCCGAAGUUGUGCAUGUGCCGGUUGAAGAAUUGCUAAGUGAGCAUUAUCUCGCGAAGAGAGCCGAGGUGUUCGAUCCAGAGAAGGCAUCAUAUAUAGAAAAGGGCUCACCAUCGAUUGGGAGUGACACUGUUUAUUUUUCUGUUGUUGAUGAUUAUGGGAACGCAUGUAGCUUUAUCGCAGCAGUUCCGAAAGACUGCGGCUUCUCACUCCAAUGCCGUGGGUCAGGUUUUGUCUUGCAGGAAGGCCAUCCUAACUGUGUUGCUCCAAGCAAACGACCAUACCAUACGAUUAUUCCAUCUUUGGUCACCAAGCAUGAUGAACUAUGGGUUUGCUUUGGAGUUAUGGGUGGAGAUAUGCAGCCACAAGGCCACGUACAAGUAUUCCUAAACCUGCUCGAAUUUGGUUUCAGUCCACAGAUAGCGCUCGACGCACCACGUAUUCGCCUUGCUCCUGGAAACGACAAAGCAGAUGAGCAAUCAUACUGCGUGUGCGUCGAAGAAUCUAUAGACGAAGAAGCUGGAAGCAAGUUGCGUGAACUGGGUCAUCGGGUAAAGGUGAUUACAGGAUGGGAAAGAGCUAUGUUUGGCAGAGGCCAAGUGGUGCAAUUGAUUAAGAAUAGAAAGGGGGAUAGAUUAUGGGCAGCCGGGAGCGAUUUUAGGGGAGACGGGUGUGCUUUGGGGUGGUAG
This is a messenger RNA of Paraglomus occultum, 3279 nucleotides long. NCBI's taxonomy places the organism in Eukaryota, Fungi, Glomeromycota, Glomeromycetes, Paraglomerales, Paraglomeraceae. The record is from the annotation of a GenBank genome assembly.